UCGUGAAAUUAGUUUUACACUCUGCAAAUCUAAAACUGUUUUCACGCAAACGUGAAACUAAAAAUACUGCAGUUUCACGACGCGGGUUUCCGGACGUUCAACCUCCAGGCUCCAAGAGGCACAUCAGGGAAGCGAGGGGCACAAAACCAAACCGACUGAGUGAAAAUAGUUCAAACCAUCAGAACAAACCGCUACACCUUUGAAAAUGAAAGUGGAGAAAGACGCAAUGAAGUUCCUUGACGAGUACAGCCAUGACGACGCCGACUCCUCGAAUUCCCAAGGUGAAUCCAAUACCAACACGGAGGCUAGCCUGAGUGCUCGCGAUGAAGUGAAGGAAGUCAGGAGGCAGUCCAAAAGGGAAACGUCUCGAGUGAGAGUUUGGAGGAUUGCUGUCUCUGCUGCGCUCCUCAUCACGGCCAUCUCGGUGACUUUCACCACCUAUUGGCUACUCGUGGAAGAGGAAGACAAAAACUUUCGCAAUGUUUUCUCCCAGUUUGCGCGCACUGUGGGAGAUGCCGCCAUUGACCAGCAGAAGGACGUCAGGUCCGCCAUUCGAAGUUUGUCAGACUCGAUCACCCUGUCCGCCGACUUGGUCAGCAAUGGCAACCCCACCUGGCCGUACUUCUUCCCGCCCAUGUUCGAGGCAUAUGCCCACGACUACAUGGAAAUCAGCAAGGCCGAGUUUGUUGGCAUAAGCAACAUCGUUUCUCAUGACCAGAGGGAGAGAUACAUCAACUACAGCACCUCUGUCUAUGAGCAGGCUGUCAAAGAUGCACACAUCAUCAAGCAUGGUAGCUUGGACCUCCUCAACAACGACACGGCCAAGUACAAUCCUUACGUCACGAAGAAGACCUCGGAUGGUUUUGUAGAGGAUGAUGAAAGAGACUUGUACUUUGUGCGGACGAUUCAAUCGCCUCCUCCCAGAAAGUACGGUCCUCAGAUCAACUGGAACCUGGCGAGUGAUCCGAGUAUCCGCGUAAGUAUGGAUUCCAUCAUGGAGCUUCGGAAUGAAACCACCAUCAGCAAGAUUCGCCCCUUUGUAGGUCUCCCUGCAGAUGAGCACAAAGGCUUUCACUCAGAUGACAACGCGGACAAUCCCCACUGCUUUGCAUUCCACCCAGUCUACAAGUACGUUGGAGAUACGUCAUCUGAUAUCGUUGCAAUCAUGUCAAGCGCCAUUGCCUUCGAUGCCUCCAUGCGCAAUCUCCUGCCAAGCAAUGUCAAAGGUAUGCUAUGUGAAGUCACCAAUAACUGCGACCAGAUUUUGUCGUAUUUGAUCGAUGGAAAGGAAGCGUACUUUCAAGGGACGGAGGCCCUCCACGACAAAAAGUACGAUGAUCUGUCACUUGAAGUGGACUUAUCUCUGUACACAAACCCCAAUCUCCCUUCCACACCGGGGCAUUGCAUGUACAAGAUGAGAAUCUACCCUACAGAGGCAUUCGAAUCUGAUUACAAGACAAAUACCCCGCUUGUCUUUGCCGCAGUAGUGGCGGCAACCUUCUUGCUGGUGAUUGUUGUGUACUACGUGUACGACCUCCAGGUCCAACGAAGAAACGAGCUCAUGAUUGAGAAUGCUGCGAAGGCAAACUCCCUCGUCACCAAUAUCAUCCCCGAUCACCUGCGCGAUCGACUGCUUAGCCGACAGGAGAAAGCGAUUCAUGGUUCUAGUCCUUUUCGGAAGAGUGCUAACCUGAAGACGUUCCUUAACGAAGGGAAUGGCAUCGAUGACUGCAACACUGAUGCGCCGCUGGCCGACCUCUUCGUCGACUGCACGGUGCUAUUCGCUGACAUUACAGGUUUUACGGCUUGGUCUUCUGUGCGGGAGCCAAGUCAAGUUUUCAUUCUGCUGGAGACUUUGUACAGCAGAUUUGACAAGAUUGCCCAGCGCAGAAGAAUCUUCAAGGUGGAAACGGUGGGUGAUUGCUACGUUGCCGUAUGCGGUCUGCCUGAUCCUAGGCACGAUCAUUCGGUUGCCAUGUGUCGCUUCGGUAGAGACAUUAUGAGCAAGAUGAGAGUUCUUACUAAAGAGUUGGAAGUUCGCCUAGGACCCGACACAGGAGAAUUGGCGCUGCGAAUUGGCAUGCAUAGCGGCCCAGUCAUUGCCGGUGUGUUGCGCGGAGAAAGGAGUCGGUUCCAAUUGUUUGGUGACACAAUGAAUCUGACCAGUCGUUUAGAGGGUUCGAGCAAGCCAAACCAAAUGCAAUGCUCCAAGGAGACAGCUGAGCAUCUCAUCAAGUUAGGCAAGGGCGGCUGGGUCCAAAAGCGACUCGAUCCCAUUGCCAUCAAAGGGAAGGGAUCCUAUCAUGCCUACUGGGUGAACGUCCACGGCGACCGGGCUGGCAGUGCCAUGAGUGCUCUGUCUGGCAAUUCAAACCAAUUUGACCUUCCCACAUUGAGUGCUCAGCUGUACGGUAGUCCCUUCGAAGGCGUCGACGACCGUACAUUGCGCCUCAUUGACUGGAAUGUUGAGACACUGCUUAGAAGCAUGAAGGAAAUCGGAGCGCGACGUUCGGUGGCAAUGGCACCACAGGGUACACCAGAACCCGGAGUGCUGACAACUGGAGAGAUACCCUUGAAUGAAGUUUGCGAGAUCAUUCCUUUGCCAGAGUUCGAUGCGAAGGCGUCUCGUCUCCAGAUAGACCCUGACCUAGUGGAGAUUCCCGUCGAGGUGGUGGAACAACUUCAUCACUUGGUCAGCUCGAUUGCCAAAAUGUACCAUUCGAACCCAUUUCACAACUUUGAUCAUGCGUCUCACGUCGUAAUGAGUGUGACCAAGCUUCUGUCUCGUAUCGUAGCUCCAACACAACUCGAGGGCUUGCAAGAGCAAAGCCACACGGAUGCUGCUGAGAAACUCCAUGACCAUACUUAUGGUCUGACUUCCGACCCAAUGACAUUCUUUGCCUGCGCAUUUGCUGCCUUGAUCCAUGACGUUGACCAUGCCGGAGUCAGCAACGCCCAGCUGGUCAAGGAGGGCGCACCAAUUGCCGAAAAGUACAAGCGAAGUGUAGCGGAACAGAACUCCUUGACGUUGUCCUGGGAACUCUUGAUGGAUCCAGGAUACAAAGCUCUCCGAGAUUAUCUGUUUCCCACCAACUACGACCUUCUUCAUUUUCGACAAUUGCUCGUGAACACGGUAAUGUCUACGGACAUUGUCGAUAUUGAACUGAAGAAGUUGCGAAAUGCUCGAUGGGACAAAGCCUUCAAGAAGGGUAAUGGCGAGAAUUCGGGUAGCAGCACGAGUACCAUCGUCAAUUAUGCUGAUGACGAUGGCGCCAAAGUCUCCAAGAAAGAUGAAAUCCACCGAAAGGCCACCAUUGUCCUGGAACACAUUAUUCAGGCCUCUGACAUCAGCCACACCAUGCAACAUUGGCAUGUCUACCGACGAUGGAAUCAGAACUUCUUUGAAGAGCUUUACGUAGCUUACUUGAACGGACGCAUGGAGCAGGACCCUGGCGCCUUUUGGUAUAAGGGCGAAUUUGGGUUCUUUGACUUCUAUAUUAUACCUCUAACGAAGAAGCUUAAGGACUGCGGUGUCUUUGGUGUGUCUUCCGAUGAGUACUUGAACUAUGCUCUCAGAAACCGCGAAGAAUGGGAACUGUGCGGGGAACAAGUAGUGGCCGAGAUGGUAGCUCACUGCCGCAAAGAGUACGGCGUGAAAGCACCCGACGGAUCCAUCGUAUCGGAAGAGGAAGCUGCAGCCUUGUAUGCCAGUAUGCCACUGGAGGAUGCUCAUGAGAGCAUUGCGAGCAUUGAGGUUUGAAACGAGAGGGAUUAAUCGGGUGCGUGGGAAGGGUGCGACAAUGAAUAGAUUGCAUUCGGGAUCAGGAUGCCUCAAAGGAAGUCGCCUUGGUAGAGCUCAUGGCAGGAGUCGAGUCUUCGCUGGUUCCUUGACAAGCAAGUCAAAGAUGCACAUUAUUAGGUAAUUUAGUACAUCGUUCUCCGUUGCUUCGAAGGUGGCCCAGCAUACCGGGUAUCGACACCAGUACUAGUAUUCUUUUUGUAAAGAAUGUGGGUUACUACAUGUAUGUGGUUAGAGGGGACUAUGUGGGAGGGUGCAGCAAUGCAGGGACUCGAGCCUAACAGUCAAGAGUGAGCAUUGGACCAACCGGAGGAAAAGAUUGCAAGGAAGGAGGCCGGGAAUAAAGGGGGGAGAGGACAGAGACAAUCCAUCGCACCGCCAUUGUCCAAUGGCCGGGAGCUCGUUGUACCGUAGAAGGAGGAACACCAGAACAGAGGCACAUGGUGGUAGCGGCUUGAGCAAUGGC
Messenger RNA from Seminavis robusta, 4265 nucleotides. The record is from the annotation of a GenBank genome assembly. Lineage: Eukaryota; Bacillariophyta; Bacillariophyceae; Naviculales; Naviculaceae.